Messenger RNA from Ylistrum balloti, 2457 nucleotides. RefSeq names its product protein phosphatase 1 regulatory subunit 12A-like. The record is from RefSeq and is a predicted model, not a curated record. The transcript has 12 exons. Gene Ontology annotation, molecular function: protein binding. Bases 1 to 2457 code for a protein of 818 amino acids. NCBI's taxonomy places the organism in Eukaryota, Metazoa, Mollusca, Bivalvia, Pectinida, Pectinidae.
AUGGCUGUCAGGCAAAAGGCAGACUCGGACUUGGAAGAUUUGUACCUCGCUCACCAAGCAGCAGCUAAUGGAGACAAUAGCCUGCUAAUACAGGCCAUACAGAAGGAUCCCAGUGUUAUAGAACAGCCUGAUAUAGAUGGAUUCACUCCGUUGUCUCAUGCUGUGCGUUCAGAACAGCUAGGUGCAGUGAAGCGUCUUAUAAAAAUGGGUGCUGAUGUGAACACCCGUGAUGGACAAGGUCGUACUUGUCUCUCCACUGCCGCAUAUCAGGGCUGGUAUGAUGGUGUUAUGUAUCUCCUGAGAAAAGGUGCUAAACAGAACAUCUCAGAUAAAUCUGGGAGGACCCCUCUGCAUGCUUGUACAUAUGAUAAAGACAUCAGAAUUAUUGGAGUGUUACUGCAGACACUGACGAACCAGGAGGUCAAUCAGCCAGACAAUGAGAAAAUGACACCACUACACUGGGCAGCCUUCCAUGACAGACCAGAGCAUGUACAGAUGUUGAUAAUGCAUGGGAGUGACAUGACAUGUCAGGAUGUGGAUAAUAAAACUGCCCUUCACUGGGCAGCACAGAAAGGAAGUAUUGGGAGCUGUCGUGUACUUAUACAAUGUGCCAAAAACCAGCGAUUUGUCAACAUUCCUGAUUCCUCAGGAAAGACAGCUGUCCACUAUGCUGCUGCUGCCGGAAAUGUCAACAUCCUGCAGGAACUCGCCAAACUAAUGGGGUGUGAACUGGAGUGUGAGGAUCCAGAUGACAGGACUCCCUUACACUGGGCCACUGCCAUGGGUCAUAUGUCAUGUGUAGCUCUUCUCCUGCGUCUGAAAGUCACACCUAAUCCUGUUGACAUUGAAGGAGGGACACCCCUGGAUUACGCUCAGCAAUCAGGUCACAAAGAAUGUCAGGCACUGUUAGAAAAGGCAAUGGGAAUAAAGCCCAAUUCUCAUCCAGAAACCAAGACAAAACCAUGGAAACGAACAUUUGAUAAUAAUUCAUCUCGCAAGGGAACAGUACGCAAUCCCAUAUGGAAAUUAAAAGAUCUGUUCCGUCCUCGUCAUAAAAAGAGCACUACCGGAACUCCAACAUCAGAUACGACAAAUACAAGUGAUUCUAUAGAGAUGAAAACUUUAGUACCUGAUAGUGCUAGCUCUAGAGACACCAGUGGGAGGUCAAGGGUCAGAAAAAAUUCCAUUGAACUUCGAACCCAGAGGUUAACCCAUAGGUCAACUCAGGAAAAGACAAUACUCAAUUCCUUAUCUAAUCAAAACGAAACAAUGCUGAAUAAUUCUUCACUCCAAAGGGAGACAACUCUUCACAGAGAAACAAUGAAUAAGCCUGUGGUGAGGAGAACCAUGACAAUCCCUAUUCCUAUAUUAACGGUUAGUCAACCUGAUGACGAUGAUGAUACACCCGGACGACCUAUAGCUAGUGCAAGGUCACAGCUCAGAAGUGCAAGGUCACUGAAAUCACCUAUGUCCUCUCUAAUCGUGGAACAUGCACUGAUCCACCGUGAAAAAGACAGUAGUGAUAGUGAUAAUUCCCCACCCAAAGGCUCCCCACCCUGGGGCUCUCCACCAAAAGACUCUCCACCACGACAGUUGAUUGUUCCUAAAAUAGUGCUGUCCACAGUAACUGAUCUGGAUGCAGAUCAGUCACCAAAACAACGAAGGAAAAAUAGGAAGUCAGCAAGGAAGAGCCCACACCCAGAUCCCCUCCAUAUCCCUCUACCACAACCCUAUAUGAUAACUCAACCUAUUGGCAUGCCUGUUUCACCUAACUUACCCCCUGUCAUGACUCCAAGACUAUCACCACUAUCUACCAAUGUGCUGCCACGGCAACUACCCUCGCGGAAAAAACAGGAAGAUUUAGCACCACUACGUAUUCCACCUUCUCCAAUACCUGUUCCUAUGAGAAUGCCUGCACCUACAUCACCAGCUGGUUUCCGGGGAAGACAUGCAGACAGACCGAAGAAAUCUCCCACUCCACCACCCACCAUCAAACUCUGGCCAUCUGAUGAGAACAUCCCACAACAACCAAGUCCAAAUCUCUCACCGAGUCCUCUGGUGUUCGACUCGGAGACUUCAGAAAAGAUAAGACGAAGUGUGCACCGCCGAUUAAGUGGAUUUAGCGAAAAGAGCGGAAUAUCUCGUAGGUUGAGUGGACUCAGUGAGGCAUCACAAUUUCUGACAGUGGAUGAGCGUGAUCGAUUUGGUGGUGGUGGAUCAGAUCAUUUGUCAUUGUCCUCAGGGUCAAGGUUGUCCAUGCAUUCUGGUUCACAAUAUUCAGGACCACGGAGUCCACUUCCAUCUGCUAGGAGUGAUGCAAGAAGUAUACAGUUAACACCACUUAACAACAGCUUCGGCUCAAACACGAGUGGAACUCUUUUGUGUGCCUCUCCUGUACCCAUGACAACCAUGGAGAAGAAAAGUAUGGAUCGCUCCAUACAAAGUUUACUUCAUUGA